AUGUCUCUCGUCGACGACAACGAAGCAAAUUGCAGAGGAAGAAAGAGAAGAGACAAAGUCAGAAAGAGAGCGCCAUUUCCUGCAAAGAAACUAGAAGCAAAAGGUGGAGAUCACGGUGCUGCGUGGGAUGAUAUUUUCUAUGAAGAUGUGAGGAAGAUUUAUGUAGGACAAGGUGACUCUGGUGUUUCCUUUAUCAAAUUUGAGUACAACAUUGGCAAGAAGCUUAUAGCUGGAGAUGGUCAUGGAAAGAUGUCACUUCUUGGAACAGAGGAGUUUGAGCCCAAUUUUCCAAAUGAAUACAUCAUUUCAGUGGAGGGAUGUUACGGUAACGUCUUUGGAUUUGAAGCUGAAGUUGUGACGAUGGUGAAGUCCAAAACAAACAAACGUACAUCUCCACCGUUUGGGAUGGAUGGAGGUACACCGUUUGUGUUUGAGAUGAAGGAUCAUAAAAUUGGUCAUGGAAAAGCUGGAGAUUAUGUUCAUCAAGUUGGUGUCCAUGUCUCGCCAAUCUCCAAGUCUUAA
Eruca vesicaria subsp. sativa (arugula) is the source of this 522-nucleotide messenger RNA. Lineage: Eukaryota; Viridiplantae; Streptophyta; Magnoliopsida; Brassicales; Brassicaceae. The record is from the annotation of a GenBank genome assembly.